Bemisia tabaci is the source of this 1440-nucleotide messenger RNA. The record is from RefSeq and is a predicted model, not a curated record. Lineage: Eukaryota; Metazoa; Arthropoda; Insecta; Hemiptera; Aleyrodidae.
UGCAUUUCCUUCGGAAAAUGCAGUGAAACAAAAAACAUGAAAUACCAAAAUAUAAACAUUUUCACCAGAACAAGUUCUUUUCUCACUCAUUCUGCUAUGUAUAGCCGAGAAUAACCCAAUUUUGUGUUUAAACCUGUGGUUACCAUGGUGACAAGGCAUCACACAAAUAAUAACAUAACAGUUGCUGGUCUCCGGUCAUGAGUUUCAGUAUUGGGCUAUCACAAUCUUGAGGAACAUGUUGCUGCUUCAUAAACCUCGUUUAUAUGUAAACAUAGAGCACCUUAACCUGCCCUAAAGGAGAAAAUUAGAUAUUAAUAGUAAAUUUGUCAUGCUCUGAGGAACCCAAUGUCUAGAAGUCCGGUUAUUCGAGAUGUAGCCAAAUCGAUUGCAAAGAGUCGUGCUCUGUCCAAAGGAGGCUCAUCAAAUGAGUAUGCUCUGUUCUUCAUCGGUGAUGAAUCUGUUGGUAAAUCAUCUUUAAUACUUCAAUUUUUUGAUAAAAAUGAAGUUCCGAAACCAACCUUAGCUUUGGAGCAUGUAUUUUUUAGAAAAUCCAGCAAAAGUCUCGUAAAGGAUGUUUUUCACGUUUGGGAACUAGGAGGUGGCAUCUCAUCUACUCCGAUGAUCUCAGUUUUGUCAAACUUAAAGGUCAAUUCAUUGAUGAUUGUCUUAAUGUUAGAUUUAUCAUCGUUGAAGAGCCUGUGGAACACAUUAGAGGCAUGCCUCCGUGCUGCAAAGACUGCUGUCCUAGAAAAUAAAUCUAUCAGCAAACUUGAGGCUCCUCAUUAUGAGAAAGAAAAUGGUCAAGAACCCUUUCCCGUGCCUCUGGUUAUUAUCGGUGGAAAAUACGACAAAUUCCAAAGUCUGGAACCUCAGAAAAAACGAAUAGUCUGUCAGUGCUUAAGAUUUGUUGCUCAUUUAAACGGCGCCUCGAUAAUUUUUUAUUCAUCCAAUGAUGCCAGCUUGACUAAAAAGACUAAAGAAUUUCUAAUCAAUCCAAAAUCAACCGUUCAUGAUAAAGUCGUAAAUUUAGAUCAUAAUAAACCUCUUUUCAUUCCUGCUGGAACUGACUCCUUUGCAAACAUUGAGCAAAGAACAGAGGUAAAUGGUCCUGGAUCCUUCGAAAAAUACAAGCAGAUUUUCACCAGUCAAUUUGAACAGGAAACCGCUUUAGUCGCGAAAGUCCCAGAUGAUCCUGCUUUAGAUUCAAAUUUCAAAGAACCUGCGAUCGAUUCCCUCCGUCAAAGGAAAGAUGAGGAACUGGAGUUUAUCCGACAUGAGAAAAAGGGGAGAAGGACUUAAAACUGAAGUAACGUGAACUCAAAAAGUGAAGUUAUCCAUUGAAUAUACUCCGACAAUUUUCUCUUUCUUAUCGUACGUUACUUCUCCUUCCAUUUCCUUACUUUCACGCUGUAUAUGUUUAAAUAUAUUGUAAUAUACAAA